Molecule: messenger RNA, 1691 nt
Organism: Terrapene triunguis (Three-toed box turtle)
Lineage: Eukaryota; Metazoa; Chordata; Testudines; Emydidae
Gene: SLC6A14
Product: solute carrier family 6 member 14
Exons: 12
Coding region: 51-1691 (546 amino acids)
Biological process (GO): sodium ion transmembrane transport
Cellular component (GO): membrane
Molecular function (GO): L-proline transmembrane transporter activity
Source: RefSeq, a predicted model, not a curated record
ACCUCACUUACCAGAACGGAGGGGGUGCCUUUCUAAUACCCUACACAACUAUGCUGGCAUUAGCUGGUUUACCUUUAUUUUUUUUGGAAUGUUCCCUGGGACAGUUUGCCAGUUUGGGGCCAGUUUCUGUGUGGAGAAUAUUACCAAUUUUACAAGGAGUGGGAAUCACGAUGGUCAUCAUCACCACCUUGGUGACGGUCUAUUACAAUGUUAUCAUUGCCUAUGCCCUCUACUAUCUGUUUGCCUCCUUCCAAAGUGUACUGCCGUGGUCGGACUGCUUUGCGUGGGCAGAUGAAAAUUGCAGCAAAACACCUGUAGUGAGCGAUUGCAAUACGACCUUACCAAACGGGAUAAUCAUUCACACAAACUACUCGUAUGUCACCAGCAACAAUCUAACCUGUCUCAAUGGCAGCUUAGUGUAUAAACAAGUGCAACUUCCCAGUGAGCAGUACUGGAAUAAAGUGGCCCUUCGGCGUUCCAGCGGGCUGGACGAGACGGGUGAAAUUGUCUGGUACUUGGCCCUCUGCCUGCUCCUAUCCUGGCUGAUAGUCGGAGCUGCAUUAUUUAAAGGGAUAAAAUCUUCAGGAAAGGUUGUUUAUUUCACAGCUCUCUUUCCAUAUGUUGUCCUCGUUAUCCUGCUUGUCCGAGGUGCCACCCUGGAAGGCGCUCGGGAUGGCAUUGAGUAUUACAUUGGAACACAGUCCAAUUUCACAAAGCUGAUGGAGGCAGAGGUUUGGAAAGAUGCAGCUACUCAGAUAUUCUUCUCCCUGUCGGUGGCCUGGGGGGGCCUGGUCGCUCUUUCCUCUUACAAUAAGUUCCAUAACAACUGCUAUUCCGAUGCCAUUGCUGUUUGUUUAGUAAACUGCCUCACCAGUGUGUUUGCGGGAUUUGCGAUAUUCUCCGUUUUGGGACAUAUGGCUUUCCUGGCAGACAGACCCGUCUCUGAAGUUGUAGACUCAGGCUUUGAUUUGGCAUUUGUUGCCUAUCCAUCGGCUCUCUCCAAAUUACCAGUUGCCCCUCUUUGGUCCUUUUUAUUUUUCUUCAUGCUUUUACUGUUGGGGCUCGACUCUCAGUUUGCUUCCAUAGAAACAGUGACAACCACCAUACAAGAUAUAUACCCCAAGGUGAUGAAAAAGAUGAGGGUUCCUGUAACGCUGGGAUUAUGCAUGCUUCUGUUUUUUCUUGGUCUCAUCUGUGUCACUCAGGCAGGAAUUUACUGGGUUAACCUAGUGGAUCAUUUCUGUGCUGGAUGGGGGAUCCUUUUUGCAGCGGUCCUGGAAAUAAUAGGCAUUAGCUGGAUUUAUGGAGGAAACCGAUUUAUCCAAGACAUUGAAAUGAUGAUUGGAAAGAAGAGCUGGUGGUUCUGGCUGUGGUGGAGAGCAUGCUGGUUCUUCAUUACCCCGGUUCUCUUAUGUGUGAUUUUAUGCUGGUCUUUGGUCACAUUUUCACCUCCCAAGUAUGGCUCAGUCGAAUACCCUGCGUGGGGAUCGGCUGUGGGCUGGUGCAUGAUUGUCUUCUGCAUCAUCUGGAUUCCCAUUGUUGCGAUUGUAAAAAUAGUGAAAGCGCCAGGAAAUCUGUGGCAGGUAAAGGUCGAAGAGAACAGCUGCAAUGGGGCCCCAGCGUCAGCUGCCCUGACGGACGUUAAUGGGGACACUAACAGUGACCUUACUGGGGGCAGGAUCCGACUCUGA